Oncorhynchus gorbuscha (pink salmon) is the source of this 2175-nucleotide messenger RNA. Its product is annotated as glutathione S-transferase C-terminal domain-containing protein-like. NCBI's taxonomy places the organism in Eukaryota, Metazoa, Chordata, Actinopteri, Salmoniformes, Salmonidae. The transcript is spliced from 6 exons. The record is from RefSeq and is a predicted model, not a curated record. The coding region runs from base 79 to 1335 and encodes 418 amino acids.
UCUGUAUUGACUGUUACCCGUGGAACUGACUUGAGGAAGUGACGUGCUUACUAUAACAACGUGCACUGUGAGCUUCACAUGAACUGUUUGAUUGACACCAAUAUUCAACCUAUUGAGUACCUUCCUGUCACAAUGACGCAGACAGACCCACAUCAGGAGCAGCCAGAGUGUCUCUACCUGGAAUUAUCAUCCCAAAACGAGCAGCCCUCUGUUCCCCUACACACCUCCAUCUCACUCUUCCUCCUGUCUUACUGUGAGUGCACAUCAUUCAAAGUCUUCUUCGUCUCUGCCAAGCCUGACACACAAAGCUCACAAUCCUGGAAGUCACAGGUACCAACGUCUUUAGCUGUCUCGAUGGUCCAUGUCAAGGACCUGCCUGUGUUGGUGAGGGGCUGCCGUCUCCCCGCCAUACUGGAUGAGACUGGGAGGUACUGCAGGGCCGGGCUGGCUGUGGUGCUCAGGCAUAUUAUAGACAGGACCUGUGAGGCAGACCCCAGAAGGAAGGAUGCAGCAUCACUGCUAGGGUUCAAGAAGACCUGUCUGAAGGCCUGCGCUGAGGUGAGCCAGUGGACCAGGCUGUGUGAGCUCAGUAUCCCCUCAGCCGUGGAGGCCCACCUCCGGCAGCCCACUAACCCAUCCCUGCACCUCCCAUCUGCCCUCCUCAACCUUGAAAAGACACUAGGCGAGCCCGUCAAGGUGCACAACGAUGACAAGAUCCGCCGGCAGAAGCUCCAGCAGCAGCAGAAGAACCACCAGAAGAAAAUCUCUCAGGACCUCCAAGAGGACCAAGGGACAGACGUCACCCAGCCCCAGGAUUCGCAGUCCGCCAACGGGCUAGAACUCCAAGCAGCCCUGGCCAAGCUGUAUGUGGAUAGUGGUGCAGUUCCGUCCACGACCAUUAGGGAGAGCUCUGACAUCAGGAAAGUGAAGACCACAGAGCUGCCGCAGCUGGAGCAUGUGUUUGCCGAGGGGCUGUACUUCACUCUGACUGAUGUGGUGUUGCUGCCUUGUAUCCAUCAAUACCUGAGCUCCCUCCAGAGCCACAACGCCAGCGCGCUAUCCCAGCUGCCUCUCUUGCUGCGCUGGUACCUCCAGGUCCAGGAAGUCCCCGGGGUCCCCAGGGCGGCCCAGGCCUGUGGGAUGGCCCUCUCCACCCCCAAGGCCUUCACUACCGGCCCCCCAACCAUAGCCGAAACACAACAGUCCAGCCAAGCAAAUCAGGAAAGCCUGGAGAUGACGAUGAAGGAGGUGCACUUCGUUGGAGGCCCCAGGCCCACUAUGACUAAACUCAAAAACUCCUGCCACGUCUUGCCCCAGAUGGAUUUGUUGCUGUAGCAGCCCAGUAACCAGGACAACGGACAGUCGCAGAGACAUGACCUGUUUUCAUGUCUGUGCAACAAGGGAACCGACUGUCAGAGACAUGACCUGUUUUCAUGUCUGUGCAACAAGGGAACCGACUGUCAGAGACAUGACCUGUUUUCAUGUCUGUGCAACAAGGGAACCGACUGUCAGAGACAUGACCUGUUUUCAUGUCUGUGUAACAAGGGAACCGACUGUCAGAGACAUGACCUGUUUUCAUGUCUGUGCAACAAGGGAACCGACUGUCGUCAGAGACAUGACCUGUUUUCAUGUCUGUGCAACAAGGGAACCGACUGUCAGAGACAUGACCUGUUUUCAUGUCUGUGCAACAAGGGAACCGACUGUCAGAGACAUGACCUGUUUUCAUGUCUGUGCAACAAGGGAACCGACUGUCAGAGACAUGACCUGUUUUCAUGUCUGUGUAACAAGGGAACCGACUGUCAGAGACAUGACCUGUUUUCAUGUCUGUGCAACAAGGGAACCGACUGUCAGAGACAUGACCUGUUUUCAUGUCUGUGUAACAAGGGAACCGACUGUCGUAGAGACAUGACCUGUUUUCAUGUCUGUGUAACAAGGGAACCGACUGUCAGAGACAUGACCUGUUUUCAUGUCUGUGUAACAAGGGAACCGACUGUCAGAGACAUGACCUGUUUUCAUGUCUGUGCAACAAGGGAACCGACUGUCAGAGAGACAUGACCUGUUUUCAUGUCUGUGUAACAAGGGAACCGACUGUCAGAGACAUGACCUGUUUUCAUGUCUGUGCAACAAGGGAACCGACUGUCAGAGACAUGACCUGUUUUCAUGUCUGUGCAACAA